This is a messenger RNA of Fundulus heteroclitus (mummichog), 869 nucleotides long. Its product is annotated as dual specificity protein phosphatase 13. The coding region runs from base 101 to 841 and encodes 246 amino acids. The record is from RefSeq and is a predicted model, not a curated record. Gene Ontology annotation, molecular function: MAP kinase phosphatase activity; protein tyrosine/serine/threonine phosphatase activity. NCBI's taxonomy places the organism in Eukaryota, Metazoa, Chordata, Actinopteri, Cyprinodontiformes, Fundulidae. The transcript has 3 exons. Gene Ontology annotation, biological process: protein dephosphorylation; negative regulation of MAPK cascade. Gene Ontology annotation, cellular component: cytoplasm.
AGGGAAGAAAUAAUAGUAAUAAUGAUUUUUAGCUUGAUCCAUGUGCCAGGAACAAAAAAAGUAGCUUUUAAAGAGUGGAUUGUUUACAAAAAUAUGUCAUAUGAUUGUGUAUUUUUUUCUGCCUUCGCCAAAGUGCACCACCUGUUUGUGGCAGUCACUGGCUAAGCGAGGAGAGGGUUGUUUCCUCUUCAGGAAAACCACAGAAAUGACAGACACUAGGUCACCCCCGGGUGUUGUAAUGGGAGAGAACUGUGUCUCAAAGGGCUCCAAACAGACAGAAACAGAAGAGGAGGAAGGACACAAAUGCAGCACAAGCAAGACUCCAACUCUUGGGGAGCUUGAGGAGAUUCUACAUUCAGCUCCACGCUCGUGCCACCAUGUAGAUGAGGUGUGGCCGAAUCUUUUUCUGGGAGACAUGUUUAUGUCUCAUGACAAGUUCGGACUCUGGCAGCUGGGCAUCACUCAUGUGCUGAACGCCUCCCACGGAAAGCUCUGCUGCAAAGGCAGCGAUGAUUUCUAUGGAACCACUGUGAAAUAUCACGGAGUCCCCGCCAAUGACCUGCCAACGUUUGACCUCUCGCCUUUUUUUUACCCUGCAGCAGAGUUUAUUCACCUGGCUUUGUUAUCUGGAGGGAGGAUUUUUGUACACUGUGCAGUGGGAGUGAGCCGGUCGGCCGCGCUGGUUUUGGCCUACCUCAUGAUCCACCAUCGCCUCAGUCUCCUGUCUUCUAUACACUGUGUGCAACAGCGCCGUUGGAUUUUCCCCAAUAGAGGAUUUAUACGACAACUUAUAGACCUGGAGGAAACGCUGCGUGUGGAAAGACAAAACAAGCUUAAAUGAGCAGCUUAUUUACCAGCUUGUUAUGUAG